GACUGCCUUCAGAAACGCCGCGCAGUAGCAGCUCUCCUCGGGCUGAAAAAAUUCGGGAUCAUUUUAAGUCACCAGUGCAUCAGCUGCCUGCUUUGAACACAACUCGACCAGAAUAUGAAAUAUAUGCAAGCUAUUGCUACUAGGAAGACGUAACUAUGACAGAGUGCUCUUGGUUUUGCAGGAUUUGAACACUCCAAAUGCAGAAAUGAUUUGGCAAGUAACAUCUCCUUGGUCACCCCUGGUUGCACCCCUGAUUUUUGCUCUGCUUCUGCAAGCACCAUUCAGCCAUCCUUCCACCAUCACACAGCCAAACUUUGUCCUGCUGCUGGCUGAUGAUCUUGGCAUAGGGGAUGUAGGCUGCUACGGGAAUGACACUAUCAGGACCCCGAACAUCGAUGGCCUGGCCAAGGAAGGAGUGAAGCUGACCCAGCACAUCGCGGCAGCCCCGCUCUGCACGCCCAGCAGAGCAGCUUUCCUCACUGGCAGAUACCCCCUCCGAUCAGGGAUGGAUGCUGUAAAUGAUUACCGUGUUAUUUUUUGGAAUGCUGGCUCAGGAGGGCUUCCUCCAAACGAAACCACUUUUGCCAAAAUACUGCAGCACCAAGGCUACAGCACAGGACUGAUAGGGAAGUGGCAUCAAGGUGUUAACUGUGAAUCCCGCAAUGACCACUGCCAUCACCCUUUGAAACAUGGAUUUGACUACUUCUAUGGGAUGCCUUUUACACUAAUAAGUGACUGUCAGCCAACAGAAACACCAGAGAUGGACAGAGCCUUCAGGAGGAAACUCUGGAUUUCCACCCAGAUGAUUGGGCUCAUUACACUCACUGCUGUCCUUGGGAGACUGACUGGACUGAUUUCAGUCCACUGGAGAACGCUGACCUGCCUUGCUGUGUUCAGUCUCCUGUUCUUCAUAUCCUGGUUCUCAAGCUAUGGAUUUGUGCGCUACUGGAACUGCAUUAUGAUGAGAAACCAUGGAAUUACUGAGCAGCCAAUGGUGACAGACAGAACUACGUCCCUUAUCUUGAGAGAGUCCAUUUCAUUUAUUGAAAGAAAUAAGCACAAGCCAUUCCUCCUCUUUCUUUCCUUUUUGCAUUCCCACACCCCUCUCCUCACCACAGAGAAGUUUCUUGGGAGGAGCAGACACGGUUUAUAUGGAGACAAUGUAGAGGAGAUGGACUGGAUGGUGGGCCAGGUUCUUGAUGCUAUUGACAAGGAGGGCUUGAGAGAAACUACACUAGUUUAUUUUGCCUCUGAUCAUGGUGGAUGGCUGGAAAGACAAGAAGGUGGAAGGCAGCUGGGUGGCUGGAAUGGAAUAUACAAAGGUGGAAAAGCUAUGGGAGGCUGGGAAGGAGGAAUCCGUGUCCCAGGGAUAUUUAGAUGGCCAGGAGUGUUACCUGCAGGCACAGUUAUUGAUGAACCUACAAGCCUUAUGGAUAUUUAUCCUACAGUAGUUCAUUUGGCUGGAGGGGAAGUUCCUCAGGACAGGGUGAUGGACGGCCGGGACCUGCUGCCUUUGCUGCGCGGAGCGGCGGCGCACUCGGAGCACGAGUUCCUGUUCCAUUACUGCGGCGUGCACCUGCACGCCGUGCGCUGGCACCAGAAGGACACUGGAGCUGUUUGGAAGGCUCACUACAUGACUCCCAUUUUCAGUCCUCCUGGAGCUGGGGCUUGUUAUGACAGAGGGGUUUGCCAGUGUUUUGGGGAAGGAGUGGCCCAUCAUGAGCCUCCACUGCUGUUCGAGCUCUCACAAGACCCUUCUGAAGCCAAACCUCUCUCGGCUGACACGGAGCCCCUCUUUGACACCGUCAUAAGGAAGAUUGGCAGAGCCGUAGAGGAGCAUCGCAGGACCCUGACUCCAGUGCCAGAGCAGCUCUCUGUGUCCAAUGUGGUGUGGAAACCGUGGCUGCAGCCGUGCUGUGGGACGUUCCCCUUCUGUUGGUGUGAUAAGGAAGGUGAUAAUAAACUUGCUGACCUAUAAAGGAGAGAACCUGAUACUUUCUCAAAAAUGUAUUUAGAUUAAGAGUGUUUCGUUUGGGGGUGUUGACCCCAUGGGUCAUUUUUUCCCCUAAAUUGAGCCUUUAUAAAAUAAUUGUUCCGGUGAAUGACACAGUAUUUAGUAGAGGUAGCUUUAAGCUGGACACUCUCAGGGAGGGCUCGAGACAGAUGAUCCAAAGACCAUGUUUUAACUAGCAUCUGCUGACAAGUGAAUGAAUAGUUCAAAUGCACUGAAGCAGGCCAGGAUUAGAGCUGUACAAGUAAUGAUUCUGAAUGUAUAUUCAAAAGCAUUCCUUUAGGUGUUUGCAAUGAAUUUCUAAGUGAUUCCUGGACUGAGGUCUCCCUUAAUUUUGUUAUCCUUAUCUCCCUUUUGUUAUCCUGGCAAGGCAUAAGGUGAUCCUAUAAUAAAUUUUUGCAGAUUACUGCUUCCAAAAUAAUUAGAAAAUAGUCUUGCCUGCAGGUCCUCAGAAAAUAUUUCUUAGGAGAGGCUUUCUUUUUCCCUGGUAGCUAGUGACUCCAGCAGCAGUGAUGAUGACAGCUGAUUGUCCCAGGCAAGGUGUAGAGCUUGGAAAUGUGACAAUGUGGGCAAUGGCUGUCUGAGCUCUGUGAGAAGGGUGGGACUCCUCCAGUUGGAGUCAGCCUCUUUUCAUGGAAAGGAAAUAAAGGAAAGGAUUGUCCUUUUCCCUUUGCCUCCAGCUCCCUAAACAGUACUGGCAAGGGCCUUUUGACACUGAUGGCCACAGCAGUGCCACACUGAUAACCACCAGUUCAGUGACAGGAUUGCACAAGAUACCCUGAUCUCAGUUGUAAGUGUUUCCUGCUGACAAGUAAUAUGUUCAGAAAAGAUCCUUUGAAAGAUGGCAAACAGUAAUUAUGAAAACAAGCAAUAAUUUGCUAUGAAAAAAAAAUGGAGAAUUAAGGUAUUUUUUUGCUUCACAAGUUAUAUUUUCACUCCAAAGAGCUAGAAUUACUUGGGUCUAUCUCUUUGCUUUUGUGCUUUUUUUUUUUUUUUUUUUUGCUGCAGUUCUUUUCUUCUUUAUGCUAGAAUAGUUGUUUCUAAUUAAGCGGCCUUGCAGGUAAUGCUUUUUUUUGUAGGGCUGUAAAUACAUCUGCUCACAUAGACAUGUUUACACUGGUAUAUCAGAAUAGUUACACAUCUGAGAACAUAAUUUGCCCAUUUGUUUUACUUCACUGUUUUUAAUUAUUCUUUAACUUCUGUGCUAGGACCAAUUUAUCUUAUUCAUCUUACUUGGUAAACAUUUGGUUUAUUUUGGUUUUAUUUCCUCUCUUGCUUCCCACAAUUCAGUCACCAGGAAAUCUGCAGGUAAACAAAGCCCUAGAGCUUAAAAGCAAAAUAUUUUUUUUAUGCUGUGACUUCAUGCAUUUCACAUGUUAUAAUUCAAUCAGAUGCUCCAUCAGUGCUAUUGAUGAGAAACUUGCUUAGUCUUACUGUGAAAAAAUCAAGACAUUUGCUAAAUCCAUCACUUUCACAUGUUCUGAUUGCUGCUACUUCCUCCAUUUUUAGAAAUGUCUGGGUUUUUUCCUCAUUUGAGUGCAUUCUGUUUAACUGGUUUUUUCUUGGAGAGAUUUAAAGGUCUUUUCAUAUUCAAAAUGAAUUGUUUUCUUUAGCUGAAAUUACUGCAAUCAGACUGGAAUUUUUCAAUUUUCUCAGUCAUUUUCCAGGAUAUUACUUCCACUCUCAAACCAGUUCAGUGUGUGAGAUUUUAUGUCCUCUCAAUUCCUCAACAUCUUUAGGAAUGUACAGGUGAAAUAUCUGUGAAUAUGAGUGAACCAGUUUUUCUUGUGCUGAAAUACUUCAUAGCACUGUAGGAUGUGUAUAUCCCUUAGGACCAGGGAGUACUGGAAAAUGUCUUAGCUAGGAUUUGUCCUGGACACAGGUGCCAGCACAUGAAAGCACAGUGAUCAUCCCCUGCUGGUCUCCAGAGUGCCACGGGAUCAACAACCAUUCAGGGGAGAAAGGAUAUUACACUUGGAA
Messenger RNA from Zonotrichia leucophrys gambelii, 3991 nucleotides. RefSeq names its product arylsulfatase D-like. The record is from RefSeq and is a predicted model, not a curated record. The transcript is spliced from 11 exons. Gene Ontology annotation, molecular function: arylsulfatase activity. NCBI's taxonomy places the organism in Eukaryota, Metazoa, Chordata, Aves, Passeriformes, Passerellidae. The coding region runs from base 206 to 1978 and encodes 590 amino acids.